CUCUUCUCAGCUACUCAUCCCCCUCUCUCUCUCUCUAUCUCACAGAGCUCUCUCUUUAUUUUAGCCGAAAAAUCACCAAUUCAUCAAAGCUCUAUUUCUCUCUCUAAAAAUCGCACACAUUCUCUCUCUAUAUCUGAUACCGUGGCCAUUGUUUGAAGAAUCUUUCUCACUUAUUUGAAUCUCUCAAACGGCCGGCCAUUCAUAAACUGUGACUUUGUUUUUUUUACUUCGAUUUAACUGUCUCAAUUUCUUUGAUUUCUUCGCACAUUCUUAGUUUCGAUCGGUCGUUUUCCGAUCCGAGUCUGAUUUGUCAGUGCGUUUGUUUUUUUCGAUUGAAUUCGAACAUCUACACUGUAAAGUUUGAGAUUUAUAGAAUAGUAAAGGUAUGGAGUAUUCACAGUCCGUGCAACAGAGGAAAGGAGGUUUGGUUUCUCUAUCGCCGUCUCAGACGCCGCGGUCGAGUGAUAAGGUGGCGAGAGAUCUGCGAUCUGCGGAUGGGAAUUCAAACAGUAAGCACGAUAGAGAAAAAGGAGUAAAUGUUCAGGUUCUUGUUCGAUGCAGGCCACUGAGUGAUGAUGAGAUAAGAUUGCAUACGCCGGUGGUAAUUUCUUGUAAUGAGAAUAGAAGAGAAGUUGCUGCAGUUCAGAACAUAGCUAAUAAGCAGAUUGACAGAACUUUUGCAUUCGACAAGGUCUUUGGUCCAACAUCCCAACAAAAGGACUUGUAUGAUCAAGCUGUCUCUCCCAUUGUGUUUGAAGUUCUCGAGGGCUAUAAUUGCACUAUUUUUGCUUAUGGCCAGACAGGGACGGGGAAAACAUACACAAUGGAGGGAGGAGGAAGGAAAAAGAAUGGGGAUUUCCCUAACGAUGCAGGGGUUAUUCCCAGGGCUGUUCGACAAAUUUUUGAUAUAUUAGAAUCUCAAAGUGCUGAGUAUAGCAUGAAAGUUACAUUUCUAGAGUUGUACAAUGAGGAAAUAACAGAUCUUUUGGCUCCAGAGGAAUUCUCAAAAUUUAUAGAUGACAAAUCCAAGAAACCUAUAGCCCUCAUGGAGGAUGGAAAGGGAGGUGUUUUUGUUAGAGGCUUGGAAGAGGAGAUAGUAUGCACUGCGAAUGAAAUUUAUAAAAUCUUAGAGAAAGGUUCUGCUAAAAGGCGUACAGCUGAGACUCUUCUUAACAAACAAAGCAGUCGCUCUCACUCAAUAUUUUCCAUCACAAUUCACAUUAAGGAGUGUACUCCAGAAGGGGAGGAGAUGAUUAAGUGUGGGAAACUUAAUCUUGUUGACCUUGCUGGUUCCGAGAACAUUUCGCGUUCUGGUGCAAGAGAUGGCAGAGCAAGAGAAGCCGGUGAAAUCAAUAAAAGCUUGCUUACACUUGGUCGUGUUAUCAACGCAUUGGUUGAGCACUCUGGUCACGUACCAUAUAGGGAUAGUAAAUUAACAAGGUUGUUGAGGGAUUCCUUGGGAGGGAAAACAAAGACUUGCAUAAUUGCCACAAUAUCGCCCUCCAUCCACUGUUUAGAAGAGACGCUUAGCACUCUAGAUUAUGCACACCGUGCCAAAAAUAUCAAGAACAAGCCAGAGAUUAAUCAGAAGAUGAUGAAAUCUGCGCUGAUCAAAGAUUUGUACUCUGAAAUUGACCGGCUUAAGCAAGAGGUAUAUGCUGCGAGAGAGAAGAAUGGAAUCUAUAUACCAAGAGACCGCUAUCUUCAGGAAGAAGCAGAGAAAAAGGCAAUGGCUGAAAAAAUAGAGCACAUGGAACUUGAUGUAGAAUCCAGGGACAAGCAAUUCCUGGAGCUUCAGGAACUGUACAAUUCUCAGAAGCUCUUGACAGCAGAAUUAAGUGAUAAACUGGAAAAAACUGAGAACAAGCUCCAUGAAACUGAACAUGCAUUGUUUGAUCUUGAAGAAAGACACAGACAGGCAAAUGCUACGAUUAAAGAGAAGGAAUAUCUGAUAUCCAACCUUCUCAAGUCUGAGAAAGCACUUGUUGAGCGGGCAUUUGAGCUUCGAGCUGAGCUUGAGAAUGCUGCAUCAGAUGUGUCUAGCUUAUUCACCAAGAUUGAGCGCAAGGAAAAAAUAGAAGAUGGAAACAGAAUUCUUAUCCAGAAAUUCCAGUCCCAAAUAACUCAACAGCUUGAAAUCCUGCACAAGACUGUUGCAGCUUCUGUCACACAACAAGAGCAGCAACUGAAAGACAUGGAGGAAGAUAUGCAAUCUUUUGUAUCCACGAAAGCAGAGGCCACUGAAGAACUUCGAGGCCGCCUGGAAAAGCUGAAAACCAUGUAUGGUUCUGGUAUUAAAGCGUUGGAUAAUUUAGCAGGGGAGCUUGAUGGAAAUUCUCAGUCAACUUUAGGACAUCUUAAUACUGAAGUUUCUAAACAUUCCUCUGCUCUCGAGGAUUUCUUUAAAGGAGUUCAUUCGGAGGCUGAUGCAUUACUUAAUGAUCUUCAAAAUAGUUUUUAUAAUCAAGAGGACAGAUUAACUGCAUAUGCACAACAACAGCGGGAGGCACAUUCAAGAGCUGUGGCUACCUCAAGGUCAAUUUCUCAAAUUACUGUGAACUUCCUUAAAACUCUGGACAUGCAUGCAUUACAAUUGGGCCAAAUUGUGGAAGAAGCGCAAACAGUCAAUGAUCAGAAAUUAUCUGAGCUUGAAAAGAAGUUUGAGGAAUGUGCUGCCAAUGAAGAAAGGCAACUUUUAGAAAAAGUAGCAGAGCUGCUUGCAAGUUCAAAUGCUAGGAAGAAAAAACUGGUUCAAACGGCAGUUCAUGGCCUCCGGGAAAGUGCAGCCAGUAGAACCAGCAGAUUACAGCAAGAAAUGUCAAUUAUGCACGACUCCACUUCUUCUGUUAAAGCUGAAUGGAUGGUAUACAUGGAAAAAGCUGAAACCCACUAUCUUGAGGAUACGGCUGCAGUGGAAAGUGGAAAGAAGGACCUGGAGGAUGUUCUUCAGAACUGUAAGCAAAAGGCAAAAGUGGGCGCACAGCAGUGGAGUGAUGCUCAAGAAUCAUUGCUCAAUCUGGAGAAGAGCAAUGUUGCUUCUGUGGAUGAAAUAGUGAGGGGAGGAAUGGAAGCAAAUCAAAACCUGCGUGCUCGGUUUUCUUCUGCUGUGUCAUCUGCACUUGGAGAUGCAGAUGUUGGAAACAAAGAUCUCCUCUCGUCAAUUGAUCAUUCUUUACAACUUGAUCGUGAUGCAUGUGAGAAUCUUGAUUCCAUGAUUGAUCCUUGUUGCGGAGAAUUGAGGGAAUUGAAGAGCGGACACUACCACAAAAUUGUGGAGAUUACAGAAAAUGCUGGAAAAUGUCUUCUAGAUGAAUACACGGUGGAUCAACCGUCAUGCUCAACACCCAAAAAGAGGUCAUUCAAUCUACCAAGCAUUGCAUCAAUUGAAGAACUGAGGACCCCUGAUUUCGAAGAAUUGUUGAAGUCAUUCUGGGAUGCAAAAUCUUCAAAGCAAGCAAAUGGAGACGUGAAACAUAUUUUAGGGGCAUACGAGGAUGGCCACUCCUUGAGAGAUUCCAGGGUUCCUCUCACUGCUAUUAAUUAAAGGGAGCGGAACAGACCUGAUAGAUGAUUACAGCAGUAAGUAGAAUUUUGUACAGAAUAUAUGGCUCAAGUAUGUACCACCUAUCUUAUUUGUUAAUUGUUUGUUGGAAGAAUUUCAUCGUGGAGGCGGGAAAUAUAAUAGAUUUUUCUAUCAUUUUUUUCUUCUUUGGUUUUUUUUGGGGGUGAAGGAGGGAGAUUUCAGUUCAUUGAAAUUCUCUGGUUUAUGACAGCUGCAAUGAGAUUUUACCAACAGGGGUUUCUGAGAGUGCUAGUAUUAUACAUUUCUAUUCUUUUAUUGUUUAUUGGGUUGCUUCGUA
Molecule: messenger RNA, 3860 nt
Organism: Cornus florida
Lineage: Eukaryota; Viridiplantae; Streptophyta; Magnoliopsida; Cornales; Cornaceae
Product: kinesin-like protein KIN-5D
Exons: 23
Coding region: 386-3544 (1052 amino acids)
Biological process (GO): microtubule-based movement
Molecular function (GO): plus-end-directed microtubule motor activity; microtubule binding; ATP binding
Source: RefSeq, a predicted model, not a curated record